AUGUUGUCAACUGAAUCCGUAGUGAGCAUUUCGGACUCUUCCAUUUCCAAUAGAGGCUCUGAACACUACGAGCUCAGCAGGUACCUUCCCCCUUAUCGGUCGUUAUUGAACCCCAACCGAACUUUUGACUACCGAAGCCACAAGUAUGUGGAAGGUUCCGUGGAGUUUAAACUCAGCAGUCUUUUUACGAGAAAGAAGAAGCCGGAAUCGAAUAUCAAGAUGAAGUACCGGUCGCUGCUUACCCCAUUGUCGAAUACCAGGAAGCGCAUCAUGGAUGCGGCCUCUGAUACAUUGUCAGUGAAAUCUCUGAAAUCUUCACUUUCGGUUGCCAGCUUGAGGAAGUCUACCACCUUGAGUGCGCAACAUCUUAUGGAUCUCCCGGAUGAGAUUCUGACAACGAUUCUCUCGUACCUUAGAGAUGACCAGAAAUCGCUGGUACAUCUGCUCUAUGUGAACAAGCGACUGAAUAUAAGUGUCAAGCCUGUGCUCUAUGAAAACCCAUACGUCUCGUCCACAUACAGGUUAGCUCAGUUAGUCCACACUAUCAACAAUAGCAAAGAACUGGCUCUCAUGAUCAGGACCAUUGAUCUGUCGACAAUAAGUCCUGGCUUAGAGUUGGAGGAAAAUGCGUUUCGGUUGUAUGACAUAUUUGCAGAACAGGGCGACGACGCAAUGCCUUUUGCGUCUGACGACAAAGACAUACUUGCCGGCUGGAGAGACUGGAGAUACAGAAACCACCCCUUGUAUGGUUUGCAGCGCACCCUUACCGGUCAGACCCAUCGAUCAUCGCGGAGUUCUCGACCUCAGAUGAAAGAUCGCAAAUUGUCGGCUUCUUCUAACUCGACCACAGGCUCUCUAUUUUCCAACAACGAUGAUUCUGAGACAGAUUCGUCGCGCACAUUGUCCGCCUCUCCAAUAAGAACUAAGAGGAAAAAACAAACUUUUAGGAACUCCUUGAAGCAGGUUUUCAAGAGUGCUUCCUCCGGAACAGUCACAACGAUUGAAAUCUCAGACUGGUACAGCGAUCUCAAACCCACAAAAUCUAUAACUCCCAAGUUCCCUCCUAGAGUUAGUGACCUUGACUUCCUGACGCAGUCUGACUCGCUGGCCGUUGGCGAGAACACACAACCGUACUCCACGCCUCAUCCGCUUCAAAACAGAUUUUUGAGCCAGUAUUGCUACUCUAAGGAUAUCCCGAUUGGAUACUUGUUGCACAUAUUCCAGGAAUGUGAGAACCUCGUUCACGUGGACCUCACUGGUGUCUCCUGCAGUAACGACUUCGAGAUGAAAGAUUACGAAUACUUCAAUUGGCAAACGUCCAAAGGUAAACUCAGGCAACUUCCAGUAAUUGGCUACCGUUCUUUGUUGCUCGACACGGAGGAAGAUGAGCGCAGGAGGAACGAAGAGCGUGCCAUGUUAUCUCGAUUCAAGUCAGAAAAGCCAAUUUUCUGGUCGGACACUCAGCGUGAGAUAGACUGGGAGAACACAGAUUGCGUGCAACUUGAAUUCGACGAUAUCUGGAAACAACUGAAUAGUCUGACAAACUUGCGUACCAUCAAACUGUGUUCUAUCUGCUGGCUUGAGAAGUCCGUGGUUAAGAGAAUGGUGGCCGAUUCGCAAUCCAAAUCUCGCUUGGAGUACAUCGACUGUACUGAUUCUGGAAUGAGAAAGUCGCUAGACUGGGCCAAACGAAGGACCUUCAAACAGUGGAAACGUUACUUCCGUUUCGAGGAUGUGCCGCGUGCACCGCAGCCAGCCACCCGGAGCUACAAUUUCGAAAAUAUCGGCCACGAGUAUUACUGA
Ogataea angusta is the source of this 1803-nucleotide messenger RNA. RefSeq lists its product as uncharacterized. Bases 1 to 1803 code for a protein of 600 amino acids. The record is from RefSeq and is a predicted model, not a curated record. Lineage: Eukaryota; Fungi; Ascomycota; Pichiomycetes; Pichiales; Pichiaceae. Gene Ontology annotation, molecular function: protein binding. The transcript has a single exon.